This is a messenger RNA of Haliotis rufescens (red abalone), 4055 nucleotides long. RefSeq names its product alpha-(1,3)-fucosyltransferase 11-like. NCBI's taxonomy places the organism in Eukaryota, Metazoa, Mollusca, Gastropoda, Lepetellida, Haliotidae. The coding region runs from base 242 to 1681 and encodes 479 amino acids. Gene Ontology annotation, molecular function: alpha-(1->3)-fucosyltransferase activity. The transcript has 2 exons. The record is from RefSeq and is a predicted model, not a curated record. Gene Ontology annotation, cellular component: membrane.
UCUGUAUACCUCGUGUAGCAGACGCCGUCACACGUACAACGCGUACGUGUUUGACGGCUAUCAGUGUGUUGUCAGUUGUCAAUGUCUGCGUCUAUAUUUAUCACUUCAUCAAUAGUACACCUGUCACACGUCAACUUUGUUUAAUUGUAUAUGUUGUUACACCAUAAAUCUGUGACUGUAGACCUAGGCCUCACUUGGUUUGAAGACCGUAGGCUAUUUGUCCAGAUUUAAUCCUCGAAAUAUGAAAGUUUGUUUUGUGUUCUUGCUGUGGUGUCUUUUCCUGGAAACAAACAUUGCAGGCAAAGACGGAUAUACCAGUAGUGACGGUACGGAGUACGAACCACAUUCUCCUUUUAACGACAUCGGGUACGGGAGCGACACCAGUCAAGGGUAUGGAGUCUUCAAUGAACCCGGAACAACUCACGAUCUCCCUAUUAUUUUGUGGUGGACGGAUAUGAUCUUUCCACAUUUUGGAGGAAAGUCCGACAAGUUUGUUAUUCAAUGUGGAGAUGUUUCUUGUUAUUCUACAAAGCACAAGAAGUAUGCCAAGUCGAAACAGACAAGAGUGUUUAUGUUUUAUGGCACUGACAUUGAACCCGAGAAAUUACCACUGCCAAGACGCCCGUAUCAUGAAUGGGCUCUAUUUCACGAAGAGUCACCACUGAAUAACUACAUUUUAUCUCAUACUCCUUUCAUUGAGCUGUUCAACCACACUGCAACGUUUAGGUCGGAGUCAGAUUUUCCACUGACGAGUCAGAACAUAUACCAUGUAAACUAUCUUACGGAGAGGCAGCCUGUCAAUGUUGUUAAGAAGAAAGAGGCGAAGAAAAGUAUGAAAUUGGCGUCCGUUCUGUACGUCCAAACACACUGUGAUGUCCCUUCGGACCGUGACCGCUAUGUGAAAGAACUGAUGAAAUAUAUUGAUGUCGACUCGUAUGGGGAGUGUCUCCAUAAUAAGGACUUGCCAGAACACCUGAGGGACCCAGCAGAAAAUUAUGAAAAGGAUGAAUUCCUCAAUUUUAUAUCUCAGUAUAAAUUUCAUCUGUCGUUUGAAAAUGCCAAUUGUAAAGAUUACAUGACAGAGAAACUGAUGCGACCGCUGUAUGUUGGGUCUGUUCCCAUUUACAAAGGGUCACCAUCAGCUAAAGAGUGGAUGCCAAACAAUCACAGUGUGAUUAUGGUUGACGAUUUUUCAACGCCUGAGGAACUAGCUGCAUUCAUUAAGGCUAUCGAUGCCGACGAUAGGGAAUAUGAAAAAUAUCUAGCGUUCAAGAAAACAGGAAUUACUAAUGAAUUCCUUUUGAAACAUCUGAAAGAAAGGCCGUGGCAUCUUAAUGUAAAUGGCGGUUUUGAUUAUUUCCGUGGAUUUGAAUGCCUAGUAUGUAAGAGAGUUCAUGAGCGCUUAUAUUUUGAGAAAGAUCGGGAAGAAGAGCCGGACAUUCCGUUACCAUCUCCAAGAAUUGCAAACUAUUCCCAUUUAGGCUGUCCGCAGCCUUAUCCCUCCUUCGGACAUCCUGGGGACAUUCCCAAAACUGACAUAUGGCAUAAAUCCGACUGGAUCAGUCAAUACUGGGCCGACUACGACAGAGCCCGCGCUGCCCGAAACAUGGUUUUAGCUAAAGAGAAAGACUCCAAGAAAUUUUUCGAUUAUUACGAAAAGGUUAUGCGGCAAAAGGCAUAAAGACAUUGAAAGGCAUUACAGUAUUUCGCCGUCUCAUAUCUGGAAUAUUGCCGUGUGCGGCAUUAAAUGCCAAGUAUUGUCGACAAAAAUAUUCUUCCGACUACAACUUGGAAUUUAAUACAUACAGUCAUGUAGAACGUAGAAACAUUUAUUUUUGAGAUGAAUAAUGUCGUUUUAAUAUUUCGUAAUCCAUAUUUAAGCUGAUGUAUACAUUCCAUUGUUCUACCUUACUAUAAAUGCCUUUUAAUGUACAAUGAACACGUUUGAAAACGUGAAGUAUAACAUACAUUAUAGCCCAACGUUCGCUGUUCUAAGCUGACAAAAUUGUACAUGUGGAUGUGGUUGAUGAAACCUGAUAACUUCUCAUUAGGUAUUAACAAUAAUGAUUUUGAUACAGCUGUUUCUGUGAUACACUUGAUACUGUGUUAGGUUUCAAACAUGGUGCAUGUAACACGUUUUAUCCCUAAACGUUACUGACGCCUAGAGAAAUCUGUCCACUUUCUGUUAUGAAAAGAUGCCCAAACUCUGCUGGCUUCUUAGUACAUAUCUGUUGAUGUUAUGGAUGUGUUCUUUAUUAUAUCCCCGACCAAAAAGGGCUGGGUACAUAAUUAUAACAAGGAAUUCCGUCCGUCAGUCUUUCCUUCGGAGCAAUUUUUUUUUGUGCGACCUGUAACUUGAAAACUACUGCGUCGAUUCUUUUCAAACUUGGUGAACACUUUCAAUACCAAUAGCAGAAGUGCAGUGCGAAGUUUGAAUUCCAUGUUUGGUUUUCUGAAAAAAAUAAACAUGUUUUUUUAAAAGAUUGUGCGGACUAUAAUUUGAAAACUACUGCUGGAUUCUUUUCAAAGCUAGGCAGUUUCUAGUUUCCAUACUAAUAGAAGAGGUGCAGUGAAAAUUUUGAUUUUGAUAUGUGUAUAUUUUCUGAAAGAAUAUGAUGUUUUUCAUGUCUUGAACCUCAUUCUUUUUUACCUUAACAUUUGUGAGACUUAUGACUUGAAAAUACUUCACAGAUUCUUUUCAAACUUGCUGAACACUUUCUAUACCAAUAGGAGAGGUGCACUGCGAAGUUUGAUUUUGAUAUGUGUGUUUUCUGAAAAAAAUAUAUUUUUAAUAUUUGGAUUAUCUGAAAAAAAUACAGCUAUUUUUCAUUUUUGUACUUAGAAUUUUUGUUCUUAAACAUUUGUGCGGCCUAUGACUUGAAAACUACUGCGUGGAUUCUUUUCAAAUUUAGGGAACAGUUUCCAUAUCAGAAGGAGAGGUGCGCUGCAAAGUUUGAUUUUGAUAUAUGUAUUUUCUGAAAAUAUGAUUUUUUGUCAUGUUUUCAACUUAUAUUAUAUGUUAGGAGUCGCCCUGCCCAACUAUUGCCUUUUUAUGUUUAUGAGUUUAUUAAACGUUUACUUUGCUCUUGUCAAAAACGUUCUCAGUAAACAGUUGUACAUUAUUAUUAUUAUUAUUAUUGAUUUUUUGAGGGCUUUCCCUGAUUUAGAAGUCCUCAUUCACUGAUGUUGCAACCAGUGCUCAGGUUACAGUUUGGUGUGUAGAGAAGAACUUAAGCUCAUCAUGGCAUGUUUGCUUAUGGGGAGAGAUUAAAGAAUUAUAAGGCCUGUCCUAAACCUAUUUAUGUAGACCAUCCACUAGUAGUAAAGCGUUGUGACACCUUUGUGUCUAGUGAUGGCUUUUGGUAAACUUUUCGAAUUAUUCCAUUUUCCAUUGUGUGUCCAUGUUUUGAUGUCCGUUUUAUUCAAAUCCCACCUUUGUGAAAUAAAAUUUAGAAAAUAUUUUGAGGGCUGGUAAACCCAACUAACUCACUGUUCUCAGUCAUCAAGUCUUCCAUCAUGUUCAAGUUGUACACUGUUUUUCCAUCAUGGUUACGGGUUUUUUCGCCCAAGUUUCAACAGUUGAAACAAUCUCAUUAAAAUUAGAUCUUAUUUCCAAGAUCUGAUUUUAAUAAGUUUGCAUUUGAAAUUAUAUCUGCUAUGUGUGUUUGUGUGUGCAAAAUAUAAUAACUACAUGCACUGCAUUUGAUUGAAAACUCUUGAAAUAUAAUAUAAACCGAUGCAAAUUGUAUGUGUGAAAAAUGUAACCUUAUAUUCUUUAAUUUAAAACAUUUUGAUGUUGUGAUGGUAAGCUAUGAAUACACUUUUAAUCAGAUAAAUAGUAAGUUACAGAAUAAACGUGUUAUGUUUAUAUCCUGUCAGCAAUUAAUUGCAUCAACUCACAUGGUCCGUGUUAAUGACCACAGUGUAACAUCAUGCACUCGAUUACACAUGUAAGUUUACUCAAGAAUGCAAGGUAUUCACACGUGUGUAAACGUUUCGCGUGCUGGUACAUUGCAUCGGGAAUUAAUAAAUGCCGGUUCUUGAGGUUGUGCUAA